AUGCGCGCGUCGCGAGCCAACGCCGCCUUCUGGCUGGCCUGGCUGUGCGUCGUCGUGUGGUGCUACUUCAACAACUACGAUGAUCCGUCGUCGAUAUUCUACGACCGGGCCAAGGCGUACCGGCAGCGCUUCUCCACCGUCCGGACGGCCGAAGUCGAUCGUUUCCUCGCGCAGACGAGUUUUGCGGCACCGGCGUCGCGCUCCGAGCAGCCACUCCUCUGCGUCGGCAUUCCAAGCAUAAACCGCACCACCGAGUCCUUUCUCGAGCACACCGUCGGCAGCCUGAUCGACACGCUCACGCCAAAGGAGCGCCAGCUCGUCUACGUCGUCGUCCUCCUCGCCGACAGGCCCCCGCCGGGCCACGCCGCGUACGGCAGCGAAUGGAUCGCCCGCCUCGUCGACGAGGUGGUCGUCUACGGCGACUCGCUCGAGGGGGCCGCCCUCGGCAACGCGACCAACUACCACGCGACGCCCUAUGAGGUCCGCGGGGAGCCUCGCGGCGACGGGCGAGUCGAAAACAUGCGCCUCGACCAUUCCGUCUUGGUGGAACGGUGCCACGCCAAGAAGACGCCCUAUUUUGCCCUCGUCGAGGACGACGUCGUCGCGUCGCGAGACUGGUUCCGGCGGUUCCGAGAUGCAAUCCCUUACGUCGAGAGCGAGGCGCAGAAGACGGGUCAGGACUGGAUCUACACGCGGCUGUUCUACUCGGAGCUCUUCAUGGGCUGGAACGCCGAAGAGUGGCUGACGUACGCCGAGGUGGUCUUUGGCGUCUACGCGGUCCUCUUGCUGGUGUUUCUGGAGCUGCGGAGGCGGCACAAGAUUGGGCCCUCCGGGCCGUCCGCCAAGGGCACGACACGCGAGUUCAACUUUAUGGCGGCGCUGGUGUUUUGUCUGUGGAUGCCGGCCCUGAUUGCCUUGUUCUUCAUGGCCGGCCGCAUAUCCCUGCACCGGCUCAACCCGUUCACGGGCCGCGGCGUCCGGCAGAUGCCCAAUUACGGGUGCUGCGCCCAGGGGCUGGUGUUUCCGGAGCGCCAUCUCGACGGGUUCCAGAGCCUGCUGCGCAACCCGCCCUUUGCCUUUGCCGGGGACCAGAUCUUGGAGGACUACGCGCGCGACCACGGCCUCAUGAAGUGGGCUCUCGACCCGAGCGUGCUCCAGCACACCGGGCGGCGGGAGUCGUCGGACGGGCCGCGCAAGGCGGACGUGUGGAAUUUUAGCUUUGAGCGACAGCAGCGGUGA
Molecule: messenger RNA, 1239 nt
Organism: Purpureocillium lilacinum
Lineage: Eukaryota; Fungi; Ascomycota; Sordariomycetes; Hypocreales; Ophiocordycipitaceae
Biological process (GO): GPI anchor biosynthetic process
Cellular component (GO): Golgi membrane
Molecular function (GO): glycosyltransferase activity
Source: RefSeq, a predicted model, not a curated record